AGAAAAAUGAAAUUAAAGUGCAAGAAACCCAUGACCCCACCCCACUCCCCCUCUCUCUCUCAAAACCCGAACUUCUUUGCUUCAAAAUUCAACUCCCCCAUAAAUCUUUUUCCUGUACAGCUUAACUGGUGGGUUGGUGUGAGAAGAAGAGGUGUUUCAGAAGCUUGAUUAUUAUGAAUUUGUUAUAAAAUGGCUAACAAUAAUAGUUUCAAGAAUGGCGGUGUGAAGACGAAGUCAAUUUCAUCUUCAUCUUCAUCUUAUUCUUCUGGAUAUAAAUCUAAGCCGUCGGUAACGUCUGGUGGCCGCCGUAGCAGCACCGGUUCCAGUGGUAAUUCCGCCGGUGCACUUCAUAAGGACACUCCUGGAGUUUCUGGGAGGGUUCGAGUGGCUGUAAGAUUACGACCACGAAACACGGAGGAACAAUCAACCGAUGCUGAUUUCGCUGAUUGUGUGGAAGUGCAGCCCGAGCUUAAAAGAUUAAAACUUCGAAGGAAUAACUGGGAUUCAGAUACGUUCGAAUUUGAUGAAGUUCUUACUGAAUUCGCAUCACAGAAACGCGUCUAUGAAGUUGUCGCCAAGCCUGUUGUCGAGAGUGUUCUUGAUGGAUAUAAUGGAACAGUCAUGGCAUAUGGACAGACUGGCACUGGAAAAACUUACACACUUGGAAGACUUGGGGAUGAAGAUACUUCUGCUAGAGGAAUAAUGGUUCGUGCAAUGGAAGAUAUAUUUGCAGAAAUCUCUCCAGAAACCGAUUCAAUUUCUGUUUCCUAUUUGCAGCUGUAUAUGGAGACAAUACAAGAUCUUCUUGAUCCUACAAACGAUAAUCUAUCUAUAAUGGAAGAUCCAAAAAGUGGAGACAUUUCACUCCCUGGUGCUACCUUGAUAGAGAUCAGAGAUCAACCAAGUUUUGUUGAACUUCUUCGGUUAGGAGAAGCACAUCGGUUUGCUGCUAACACAAAAUUGAACACCGAAUCUUCUCGAAGUCAUGCCAUUUUAAUGGUUCAUGUUAAGAAGUGUGUGAAGGAAAGAGAUGGUGAAAAUGGUGGAAAGGUCCACAUGAGUAGAACAAUGAAGCCACCAGUUGUUAGAAAAGGGAAGCUAAUUGUUGUGGAUCUUGCAGGAUCUGAGCGUAUUGAUAAAUCAGGAAGUGAAGGACAUACAUUAGAAGAAGCAAAAUCUAUAAAUCUUUCUUUAAGUGCUCUUGGGAAAUGUAUCAAUGCAUUAGCAGAAAACAGUUCUCAUGUUCCAGUUCGUGAUUCAAAGCUUACAAGAUUGCUUAGAGAUUCAUUUGGAGGAACUGCAAGAACUUCACUUGUGAUCACAAUUGGUCCUUCUCCAAGACAUAGAGGAGAGACAUCAAGUACUAUAAUGUUUGGGCAACGAGCUAUGAAAGUUGAAAAUAUGUUGAAGAUAAAAGAAGAGUUUGAUUACAAGAGUUUAGCUAGAAAGCUUGAUGUACAACUGGAAUCUCUCAUUGCUGAACAUGAAAGGGAACAAAAAGCUUAUCAGGAUCAAGUUCAAAAAAUUCGGUUGGAUGCGAAAAAACAAAUGUCCGAUGCUGAAAAAAGUUAUAAAGAUGCUUUCGAGAAGGAACAAUUGAAAUAUCAGAGAGAGUGUAUGGAGUCGAUAAAGAAGCUUGAAGUCCAAUUGGCAGCAAAUCAAGAAAAGCAGGGAGAUAAAAGAGUUAAAGUUGGAUUUAAAGAUGAAGGUGUGCGUAGUAGUGCAGAAGAACUUAUUGAAGCUAAGAAAUUACUACAGAAUGAAAUACUGUUACGAAAAGCUGCAGAAGAAGAAAUCAGUAAUCUUAGAAAUCAAGUAGUGCAAUGGAAAAGAUCCGAGGCAACAGGAAAUGCUGAAAUCUCAAAGCUUCGAAAGAUGCUGGAAGAUGAGGUUCAUCACAGAGAAAAGCUUGAAGAAGAAAUAUCCAUGUUGCAAAAUCAGCUUUUGCAAUUAAGUUUUGAUGCUGAUGAGACAAGAAAACAACUGGAAAUUGGUCAUGGUGUAGACAUGAGUGGAGAAAUGGGUUCCCUUGUUUCUCCGGUCAGACAGCAACAGAUGGAAUAUUCCGGCGAGCAGAAGGGCUCUGUUGCAAAACUCUUUGAACAAGUUGGACUCCAAAAAAUUCUAUCUUUACUGGAAGCAGAAGACCCGGAUGUGCGAAUCCAUGCUGUAAAAGUUAUUGCAAAUUUGGCAGCCGAAGCAACGAAUCAGGAAAAGAUAGUGGAAGCAGGUGGCCUUACAUCCUUGCUAUCUCUUCUCACAACCUCUGAAGAUGAGAACAUCCAUCGAGUUGCUGCAGGCGCAAUUGCAAACCUUGCAAUGAACGAGACUAACCAGGAGCUUAUAAUGAGUCAAGGGGGUAUCAGUUUGCUUGCAAUGACAGCCGAAAAUGCAGACGAUCCACAAACACUUAGAAUGGUGGCUGGUGCCAUCGCUAACCUCUGUGGCAAUGACAAAUUGCAGUUGAUGCUAAGAGCCGAAGGCGGAAUCAAGGCGUUGUUGGGAAUGGUGAGAUGUAGACAUCCGGAUGUUCUUGCUCAAGUGGCUCGAGGAAUCGCCAACUUUGCAAAAUGUGAAUCCAGAGCAUCCACCCAAGGAAUUAAAACCGGGAAAUCUCUCCUGAUUGAGGAUGGUGCGCUUCCGUGGAUUGUGAAGAAUGCCAACAAUGAAGCGUCGCCAAUUAGGCGUCAUGUGGAGCUUGCUCUUUGCCACAUGGCACAACAUGAAGUAAAUGCUAAAGAUAUGAUAUCGGGGGGUGCUUUAUGGGAGCUUGUUAAAAUCUCACGGGAUUGUUCAAGAGAGGAUAUUAGGAUUCUUGCACGGAGAACGUUAUCUUCAAGUCCUACUUUUCAGCUGGAAUUAAAGCGUUUAAGAUUAAACACCGGUUGAAUUUUAUGUAAAACUCUAAAUGUUUGUUUGCUCAAAGGGUGUGUGCGAUUUGUGAUUAUUUUUCAUAGAUUUUAGGGUUUGUUUUGAUAAAAGUUAUAUCAUCGUUGUUUGUAGGUAGGUUAUUAGUUCCUGU
Lactuca virosa is the source of this 3022-nucleotide messenger RNA. The record is from the annotation of a GenBank genome assembly. Lineage: Eukaryota; Viridiplantae; Streptophyta; Magnoliopsida; Asterales; Asteraceae.